GAUGGGACUAUAUAUACGUGGAGGAAUACACGAUCUAGGAAUGUGCUGCAGACCUCAGAAGCCAUUUUGAGAUGAUGUCCCUGUUGAGAAAGCCUAUGAAGAUGCUGAAAUCAACGAACAUGGUUACAUUUCUGUCUGUUUCUCCCUCCGUCUCCUCUAUUUCACCAUGGCAGCUGUCAACCGACGGGACAUUAGCAAAGCGGGGUAUCAAGCUGUGCUCACAGAGUUAAAACGUCAUUGAUAUGAAAGAGGACAGUGUCUGUUUACUGUCUCUGUCGAGACAUGUAACACCGUGAGUUUUUUCCAGUCUGAAAUCUUCCAGCAUCUCUCAAAACCCAACGUCUCCUUGAGUGACUUGAGUUAACUCACUCUUGUAACGUUACCGGAGAGAAGGGAGAGGCAGAUCCGUUUUCCAAUGGCUUCUGUGAGCCUUGUUUCCAGUCCCCCAGCCCCUGUUCUUGACAAAAACAUGACAGACUCUGAGCUUGCAGGGGAUGAAAGAGAGGAUGGCGAGCUGGAAGAUGGAGAAAUAGAUGAUGAAGGGAUUGGAAUUGAAGAGGAAAACAAAGAGGCCAUAGAGUUGAAUGAAGACAAAGAAAAAGAGAAGGAAAAGGAAAAAGAAAAAGCUAAAGAGAAAGAAGAAAAGACUCACAGGCACUCCAGGAAAAGAUACAAAAAAAACAGAGAGAAGAGGAGGUCUAAAAGGAGGAGGCGUGACAGACAGAAACACCACUCCCCCUCCAGCAGUUCCAGCUCUGACAGUUAUGAUUCUGACUACGACCGUCUAGAAAGGCCCAAAAGCAGGAAGAGUCAGGGAUCUAACCGUGAGUCUGAUGGCCAGUCUUCUCAGCAUGGACGGGAUUCAAAGGGAGGCCACGGCAAGUCCCCUCCGCACAAGAGCAGCGACUUUGACAAAUACAGUGACUAUAGUGACGACAAAUAUGAUUAUGAUGAAGAGGAGGAGGAUUAUGAAGAUGACAUGUCCGAGUAUCCGCAGUCGAAAGAUUCCCAGAGUCAGGGAAAAGGACGGCAUGCUAAAGAGCAGAUGAAGAGAGGAAACAUGAGAGGGAUGAAACAACAGCAAUUUGGGCAGAGGGGAAGAGGCAGAGGGAGUGGACCGGGAAGAGGACGAGGGAUGCUUAACAAGAACAAGAAGCUAAAGGGCAAACCCUGGGGAGGACGUGGACGAGGUCGAGGAGGAGACCAGGGCAUGGAAGACAUGGCCCUGGAAGGAAAAAAUUCUGGUUUUCAGAAGAAACGGCCAAUUAUGAGCAAGGAGUUUAUCAAUCAGCACACAGUUGAACACAAUGGUAGAUACAUCUGCAAGUAUUUCCUGGAGGGUCGGUGCAUCAAGGGGGAACAGUGCAAAUUUGAACAUGACCUUGUCAUACCAGAUAAGAAAAAAGAGCUUUGUAAAUUUUACCUCCAAGGAUACUGCAGCAAAGGAGAUAAUUGCAUUUACAUGCACAAUGAAUACCCAUGUAAGUUCUUUCAUACUGGAGCUAAAUGUUAUCAAGGGGACAACUGCAAAUUCUCCCACGAGGCUUUGACUGAUGUGACCAAAGAGCUGCUUGAUAAGAUAAUUAACACUGAAGAGGAGAACGCACGUGAGGACGAAUUGGAGCUGGAAGAUCUAAGAAAGCAGGGAAUCGCCCCACUUCCAAAGCCUCCUCCAGGGGUGGGGUUGCUCCCCACUCCCGGUCAGAGCAGUCCUACAGAUGGAGCUUCGGGGAAGAAGAUCCCCUCCCUGUUUGAAAUCAAGGUUCAACCUACUGUAGACUUGGCACAAAAAAUUGGUCUGAGUGGGUCCAACUACUCCCAGAAUCAAGGUGAAGGCACCAAUCAGUUUAGUGGAGGCUCAGAGGACACACAAAGUGGGGGAAUGGCACCUUCAGGCGCCUCUGCUCCUCCUAUUCCUCCCCCUGGAUCACCUGGUGCCAUGGGUCACCCCACUGGACCCCCCAUGCCACAGAGCCCCCCAGGACAGCACCCACCACACGGAUUCCCAAUGCAGCCACCAAUCCCCUCUGGUCAACCCCCACCCUUCCAACCUAAUAUCAACCCUCAGAUGAAUAUGCAAAGGCCUCCAUUCCCUCCUAUACCAGAUCUGCAGAUGCUGCAGAGUCUCUUUCCUUUUCCAUCGUUGGGUCAGAACCCGGUAGAGAUGUUCAGCAGCUUCCUCCGAAAUCAGGCCAUGGGUCAACAAGGAGACCCUAGUCUGGCCUUCAUACAGAACCUCCAGCAGCAGAUGGGUGCAGAAUCACAGUUGCAGUCUUUACCACCAGCAGUACAGAAAGCCAUCUUUUUACACCUGACACAGCAGCAACAACAACAAGAGUCACACCCACAAGGGAAUGAGCCACAGAGAGCAGAGGGGCAGGAUGAUAAUGCAAACAGAGAUGAAACUACAAACUGGUAUUCAAGCGAUGAGGAGGAUGGGAGCUGUGUUUCCUCCAUCCUUAAAACUCUAAAGAAGCAGAAUGAGAUGCAACAGUCUCAGUCCAAGCUCGCCCAAGUUGCACCUGUGGCUCCAGGACUGGGUGACCCUCGGCUUGUGAAGGAGAGGGCCCCACCUAGUGAUCCCCGCAUGAAGACAGACCCUCGACAGCGACCCCCAGAUAUGAAAAAGGAGUCAGAUGGUGCUGCAGACCCACGGCUCUCCAGAGACCCAAGGAAACUGAGACCAAUGGAGCCGAGUUCCUAUCGCCAGCAGAGCCACCCCGCUCCUCUGAAGCCUCCUACGGGAGAUGAGGAUGAUGAAGGAGAGCGGGAGCUCAGGGACAAAGCUGUUCUCAUCCCUCUAGAUGCCAGCCCCAAUGUGGUGCUGCGGGACCCUCGUUGCCAGUUAAAGCAGUUUAGCCACAUCCGGGUGGACAUCUUGCUCCAGCGGCCAGCCUUUGCUCAGACAGUGGUGUGGGCCCCCGAGGAUCUCAUUCCUUCCCUGGUACCCAAACAGGAACACUCCAUCAACCUUCCCCUUCCACCCCUAAUCGCUGACGCACAAAUGAACCGAACAAACCUGCCUGACCAUCCGCCCAUCUCCAGCCCUCCACCAACUGACCCCAGACUAGCAGCUGCACGUUUGAAGGAACGUAUGAAUCGUUUGUCCUCUGGAUCUGUAGAAUCUCGGUCCUCCAACGAAAGACCUGCAGAUCCACGUCAGUCAAAGAUUAUGGACCCCAGACUCAAGCGUACAGGUAGUCUGGACUCUAAGAUGCUGGGUCAGAAAGAGCCCUCCUCUGGCGGAGUAGUUGUGGACCCCAGGCUACAAAAGGCCAGUGCUAGUUCCUCUCCUCAUGCUGUUCGAGCUAAGCCAGAACCUGAAAAGUUGCCACCAUAUGCCCCUCGUCUGGCAUCAUCUGGUGGUGGGCUUGAGAGUCCCACUACAAUUCUUGGGGGCAUCAGUCUGUACGAUCCUCGUAAUCAGACUGAGCAGUCUCAGAAGGAGCAAGCAGAGCCUCCUAAAAAGACGGGAAUCCUCAAACACCCGGAUAAAAAAGACAAUCCUCCACCACCAUCACUCUCACCAACUCAACGAAGUAGCUCUUUUGAAGAACCCAAAAGCACAGAUGUUGCCUCAGAUCAGCCUCUGUCCGUUUCUCCUACUGUGCCUCCUACCUCACCUGUCAAACCCCCCGCAGUACAUAAUCUCCCCAUCCAGGCACUGGCUGGGCUGAUCCGACCUCAGUACACUGACCCUAGGCAGGCCAAACUAGGAGGACAGGGCUCAACGGGUGCACAAGAAGAGGCAGAGGAAAAGAAGGAGAAGGAGCAGGAGGAGGACAUGGAGGAAGAACCAAAACAAGAUGAUCCAGAGGAGGAGGCAGACGACAGGACACUUAAAGAUGUGUUCAAGACUUUUGAUCCGACUGCUUCUCCUUUCUGUCAGUAAACACUAUUAAUCAUUAUUUAGCUUUACAUGAACCUAUUUAUUUCUGUAUAUAAAUGACCCUGUAUAGAAACACAUCCUAUUUAGUGCACCACACAUCUGUGAGUAUGGAGAUGAUGCACAGACACAGUGUAUAGUUCCUUUUAACAUAAUCAUAUUAAUGCUGAAAUGUGUGUUUUGAAAGUGAGUUGAGGUCUUUUAUCAUAUUGUGUAAUUUUCAUGUACGUUUUUAAACAAUCAGAAAAAAGAUUUAGAAAAAAGAGUUACAUUAACGGUAUACUCUGUCACUAAGGACUGGCCCUUAUGUUGAUUACUAAACUCUGGGUUCAUUCCAGGCAUUACACUCUGUAAAAUAGGUCAUUCAUCACUCUAGACGCAGAGAGAUAAUGCAAAGUGAUCGAUCAAACGGCAGUUAGAGGAAUUCCCUUGAGAAAUUUUGUAUUUAUUUAUUUCACUGACACUUUUAUAUUAAGAUUUUUAUGUUUGUGCUCACUUUUAUGAGAAGGGAUUUUUAACUAAGUCAACAGAUGCUUUCUCAAACAUUUACUUUAAAAAAAACAAACAAAAAAAACACCCUGAUCUAAAUAGUUUGCAAAUUGUGCAUCUCUGACACAAUGAUGGGAAGAUAAUCAAAACACAGUCCCAGUGGCCCUCUUUACUGCACGUUUCCCAGGAAGGCACAUACAGGGUACAUGUGCUUGUGGUGUGAUACAGACGUUUCAGUUCCUUACCUAAAAUGCUAAUAGCAAUGUUUGAUUGCUCUUUCCAUUUAACAACUUGUGUUUUUAAAUUAAAUUCUCUACAGGUUUGCAGAAAUGUUUGUGCAAUAUGAGAGAGUUCCCUGCUUAGUUGACAAGAAAACAGUUCAAUUUCUGUUUUGUACAUUGCUGGACUUUUUUCAUCCAAGUGGUUUGAAGAUUUGACGUUGCUGUUGUAGGCUUUUCUAAUUUGCUAACCGGUUAUCGAUGACAGUGAGUGAAUUUGGUUACCAAAUUUGAUUUGUUAUUGUCUCUCCUCAAAACACUCACCGCUGACAAGCUUGUAAAUAGCAGGAAACAUGUCUUUCACUUGUUUUCAUCAGACUACGAAGUCAAAAAAGAAAGUGUACUGUACAAAGAGAAAAGCAGAUAUACAGUUUAUGAUGCAAAUCUUUAUGACGUGUUGAAUUCUGUUGAGUUGACUGCAGAUGAACUCAGAUGGCGUCAUGUGUGCUACAAAGAGCGAAUGUUGGAGGCUCAAGAUGGCAUAACACUAUGUAGUUUGUGUUUUUUGACAGUUCUGUGUCUAUUAAGGCGAGCUAUUCAUGUUUGACUGAAACUAAGCUAUGUACUUUUUUUAAAAUUGUUUUCAUACGUCACAUUGUAAAUGCCUAUUUUGUAUCAUGUGUACAGUCUGGUUUUGAGUGUUUUAAUGAAUAAUUAUUUUUUUCCCUGUCAGUAUGGUGGUUCUGGUUGUAAUAAUACUGUAUGACAUUUUAACAAACACAUAUGCCCGUCACAUUUCAGUGAUUUUAUUAUAAAUAUCUGAAAUAAAAAGAUAAAACAUACAGUAUUUCAGAAUCACACAUUAAGUUGCAUUGUC
This is a messenger RNA of Larimichthys crocea (large yellow croaker), 5470 nucleotides long. It is a transcript of the gene zc3h6, whose product is annotated as zinc finger CCCH-type containing 6. The record is from RefSeq and is a predicted model, not a curated record. Lineage: Eukaryota; Metazoa; Chordata; Actinopteri; Sciaenidae. The transcript is spliced from 12 exons. Gene Ontology annotation, molecular function: metal ion binding; RNA binding. Bases 416 to 3892 code for a protein of 1158 amino acids. Gene Ontology annotation, biological process: negative regulation of DNA-templated transcription. Gene Ontology annotation, cellular component: nucleus.